AUGCUAAACGCGAUGCUGCGUCGGACCCGGGCGGACGGCACCGCGAUGAAUUCAUUGGGAUCAGUACCAGGCCGAAUUCAUACCUCGAAGGCAUUUUUUACAUUCCGCCAACCUCUGUCUCGCUCCUUACACACUCCUCGGCAGCGACCCGCCCCUCAAUGGCGACGAGUCUUGGCACCGGGCUCGUUGCCGAUCCGAUUCAAAUCAGAAAUCGCCGCUAAAAUCGAACCUUUGAAAAAAUCACGUGCUCUAAUUGCUAUACGCAAGGUCUUUACAUUUUGCGGGUUCUUCAUCAUCACCAGCGGCGCCGUGGUCGUCGCCUUCUUCAUUUACGAUGCCAGUACAUACCGCGAAGGUGCCAGUGGGAUGGAUAUCCCGGUCUCGGAAUUUGCUCUCAAUCCUCGACUCGGGGGCCCGAAGAACUUGCCCAUCGCCGAUGUGCUAGUUGGCGACUACGACUCCGAGGCUAUGCUUCAGCAGAAGGAUAAGCCUCGUCUCGUUAUCCUGGGAACGGGUUGGGGUAGCAUCGCGCUUCUUAAGAACUUGAACCCUGCCGAUUAUCAUGUUACUGUUGUUUCCCCUACUAACUAUUUCCUGUUUACUCCCAUGUUACCUUCGGCUACGGUUGGCACUUUGGGUCUUCGGUCGCUGGUUGAGCCUGUUCGGCGCAUUAUUGACCGGGUUAAUGGCCACUUCCUUAAGGCAUCCGCGGUUGAUGUCGAUUUCUCUGCGAAGCUGGUGGAAGUAUCCCAGGUUGGCCAAGAUGGCCAGACAAAGAACUUCUAUCUUCCAUACGACAAGCUUGUUGUCGGAGUUGGCUGUGUAACAAACCCACACGGUGUGAAAGGCCUUGAGAACUGUAACUUCUUGAAGACAAUUGACGAUGCUCGUCAAAUCAAGAACAAGGUUCUAGAGAAUAUGGAACUAGCGUGUCUCCCCACCACUUCUGAUGAAGAGCGCAGACGCCUGCUGUCUUUUGUGGUGUGCGGAGGUGGCCCAACCGGUGUUGAAUUUGCAGCCGAGCUGUUCGAUCUCCUCAAUGAAGAUCUGCUUCAUUCUUUCCCUCGCAUUGUACGAAACGAGAUGUCUGUCCACAUCAUUCAAAGUCGAAGCCAUAUUCUGAACACUUACGACGAAGCACUUUCUAAGUAUGCUGAGGGUCGAUUCACUCGCGAUGGCGUUGAGGUGUUGACAAAUGCCCGUGUUAAGGAAGUGCGUAGCGAUCGGGUUCUUUUCUCCCAAAUGCAAGACGGCAAGACCGUUGUAAAAGAAAUUCCAACUGGACUCUGCUUGUGGUCCACUGGGGUUGCCCGAGCCGAGAUCUCAGAGACACUCUCUAACAAACUGGAAGGCCAAAACAAUAAGCACGCCCUCGAAACAGACUCCCAUCUCCGCGUGAUAGGCGCCCCAUUAGGCGACGUCUACGCAAUCGGCGACUGCUCAACAGUCCAGAACAAUAUCGCAGACAACGUCAUCAGGUUCCUUCGCACCGUUGCCUGGGAGAAAGGCCUCGACCCCGAGAAAGUGCACCUCACUUUCUCCGAAUGGACCGAAUUCGCCUCUCGGAUUAAGAGACGCUAUCCGCAAGCCUCAAGCCAUCUCCGUCGCCUGGAUCUGCUCUUUGAGCAGUACGACAAGGACCACUCCGGCACUCUUGACUACGGCGAGCUGUCCGAGCUCCUGCACCAAAUCGACACCAAACUCACGUCCCUGCCUGCCACUGCCCAGCGCGCUAACCAGCAGGGCGUGUACCUGGGCCGUAAAUUGACUAAGAUUGCCGCCGCACUUCCCGGUCUCAAGGCCAAUGAGGUUGAUUAUGGUGACCUCGACGAGGCUGUCUACAAGGCGUUUAAGUAUAGACACCUCGGAAGCUUGGCGUACAUCAGCAAUGCUGCUAUCUUCGACUUUGGUGGUAUGAGCUUCAGUGGCGGCGUCAUCGCCAUGUACCUUUGGCGUAGUGUCUACUUCGCUCAGAGUGUUAGCUUCCGUACGCGGUGUAUGCUGGCCAUGGAUUGGGCCAAGAGAGCGCUCUUUGGAAGAGGUAUGCCUUUGAUUUUCUAA
Molecule: messenger RNA, 2061 nt
Organism: Penicillium digitatum Pd1
Lineage: Eukaryota; Fungi; Ascomycota; Eurotiomycetes; Eurotiales; Aspergillaceae
Product: putative NADH-ubiquinone oxidoreductase 64 kDa subunit
Molecular function (GO): calcium ion binding; NADH dehydrogenase activity
Source: RefSeq, a predicted model, not a curated record